This is a messenger RNA of Brassica napus (rape), 3138 nucleotides long. Its product is annotated as protein Ycf2-like. NCBI's taxonomy places the organism in Eukaryota, Viridiplantae, Streptophyta, Magnoliopsida, Brassicales, Brassicaceae. The record is from RefSeq and is a predicted model, not a curated record. The transcript has a single exon. Gene Ontology annotation, molecular function: ATP binding; ATP hydrolysis activity. The coding region runs from base 1 to 3138 and encodes 1045 amino acids.
AUGAUUGACUCAUUCCAUACUAGAAAGAAUCGCAGGAAAUCUUUUGAUAACACGGAUUCCUAUUUCUCAAUCGUAUCCCACGAUCAAGACAAUUGGCUGAAUCCCGUGAAACCAUUUCAGAGAAGUUCAUUGAUAUCUUCUUUUUCUAAAGCAAAUCGACUUCGAUUCUUGAAUAAUCCACAUCACUUCUGCUUCUAUUGUAACAAAAGAUUCCCUUUUUAUGUGGAAAAGGCCCGUCUCAAUAAUUCUGAUUUUACGUAUGGACAAUUCCUCACUAUCUUGUUCAUUCACAACAAAAUAUUUUCUUCGUGUGGUGGUAAAAAAAAACAUGCUUUUUUGGAGAGAGAUACUAUUUCACCUUCGUCAAUCGAGUCACAGGUAUCUAACAUAUUCAUAUCUAACGAUUUUCCACAAAGUGGUGACGAAAGGUAUAACUUGUACAAAUCUUUCCAUUUUCCAAUUCGAUCCGAUCCAUUAGUUCGUAGAGCUAUUUACUCGAUUGCAGACAUUUCUGGAACACCUCUAAUAGAGGGACAAAGAGUAAAUUUGGAAAGAACGUAUUGUCAAACUCUUUCAGAUAUGAAUCUAUCCGAUUCAGAAGAGAAGAGCUUGCAUCAGUAUCUCAAUUUCAAUUCAAACGUGGGUUUGAUUCACACUCCAUGUUCUGAGAAAUAUUUACAGAGGAAAAAACGGAGUCUUUGCCUAAAAAAAUGCGUUGACAAAGGGCAGAUGGAUAGAACCUUUCAACGAGAUAGUGCUUUUUCAACUCUCUCAAAAUGGAAUCUAUUCCAAACAUAUAUGCCAUGGUUCUUUACUUCGACAGGGUACAAAUAUCUAAAUUUGAUAUUUUUAGAUAUUUUUUCAGACCUAUUGCGGAUACUAAGUAGCAGUCAAAAAUUUGUAUCCAUUUUUCAUGAUAUUAUGUAUGGAUUAGAUAUAUCAUGGCGAAUUCUUCAGAAAAAAUUGUGUCUUCCACAAAGGAAUCUGAUAAGUGAGAUUUCGAGUAAGUCUUUACAUAAUCUUCUUCUGUCCGAAGAAAUGAUUCAUCGAAAUAAUGAGUCAUCGUUGAUAUCGACACAUCUGAGAUCGCCAAAUGUUCGUGAGGUCCUCUAUUCAAUCCUUUUCCUUCUUCUUGUUGCUGGAUAUAUCGUUCGUACACAUCUUCUCUUUGUUUCCCGAGCCUAUAGUGAGUUACAGACAGAGUUCGAAAAGAUCAAAUCUUUGAUGAUUCCAUCAUACAUGAUUGAGUUGCGAAAACUUCUGGAUAGGUAUCCUACAUCUGAACAGAAUUCUUUCUGGUUAAAGAAUCUUUUUCUAGUUGCUCUGGAACAAUUAGGAGAUUGUCUAGAAGAAAUACGGGGUUCUGGCGGCAACAUGCUAUGGGGUGGUGAUCCCGCUUAUGGGGUCAAAUCAAUACGUUCUAAGAAGACAGAUUUGAAAAUAAACUUCAUCGAUAUCAUCGAUCUCAUAAGUAUCAUACCAAAUCCCAUCAAUCGAAUCACUUUUUCGAGAAAUACGAGACAUCUAAGUCAUACAAGUAAAGACAUCUAUUCAUUGAUAAGAAAAAGAAAAAACGUGAGCGGUGAUUGGAUUGAUGAUAAAAUAGAAUCCUGGGUCGCGAACAGUGAUUCGAUUGAUGAUAAAGAAAGAGAAUUCUUGGUUCAGUUCUCCACCUUAAGGGCAGAAAAAAGGAUUGAUCAAAUUCUAUUGAGUCUGACUCAUAGUGAUCAUUUAUCAAAGAAUGACUCUGGUUAUCAAAUGAUUGAACAACCGGGAACAAUUUACUUACGAUACUUAGUUGACAUUCAUAAAAAGUAUCUAAUGAAUUAUGAGUUCAAUACAUCCUGUUUAGCAGAAAGACGGAUAUUCCUUGCUCAUUAUCAGACAAUCACUUAUUCACAAACUUCGUGUGGGGCUAAUAGUUUUCAUUUCCCGUCUCAUGGAAAACCCUUUUCGCUCCGCUUAGCCCUAUCCCCCUCUAGGAGUAUUUUAGUGAUAGGUUCUAUAGGAACCGGACGAUCCUAUUUGGUCAAAUACCUAGCGACAAACUCCUAUGUUCCUUUCAUUACAGUAUGUCUGAACAAGUUCCUGGAUAACAAGCCGAAAGGUUUUUUUCUUGAUGAUAUCGAUAUUGAUGAUAGUGACGAUAUUGAUGCUAGUAACGAUAUUGAUCGUGAACUUGAUACGGAGCUGGAGCUUCUAACUAUGAUGAAUGCGCUAACUAUGGAUAUGAUGUCGGAAAUAGACCGAUUUUAUAUCACCCUUCAAUUCGAAUUAGCAAAAGCAAUGUCUCCUUGCAUAAUAUGGAUUCCAAACAUUCAUGAUCUUGAUGUGAAUGAGUCGAAUUACUUAGCCCUCGGUCUCUUGGUGAACUCUCUCUCCAGGGAUUGUGAAAGAUGUUCGACUAGAAAUAGUCUUGUUAUUGCUUCGACUCAUAUUCCCCAAAAAGUGGAUCCCGCUCUAAUAGCCCCGAAUAAAUUAAAUACAUGCAUUAAAAUAAGAAGGCUUCUUAUUCCACAACAACGAAAGCACUUUUUCACUCUUUCCUAUACUAGGGGAUUUCACUUGGAAAAGAAAAUGUUCCAUACUAAUGGAUUCGAGUCCAUAACCAUGGGUUCCAGUGCACGAGAUCUUGUAGCACUUACCAAUGAGGCCUUAUCAAUUAGUAUUACACAGAAGAAAUCAAUUAUAGACACUAAUACAAUUAGAUCUGCUCUUCAUAGACAAACUUGGGAUUUGCGAUCCCAGGUAAGAUCGGUUCAGGAUCAUGGGAUCCUUUUCUAUCAGAUAGGAAGGGUUGUUGCACAAAAUGUACUUAUAAGUAAUUGCCCCAUAGAUCCUAUAUCUAUCUAUAUGAAGAAGAAAUCAUGUAACGAAGGGGAUUCUUAUUUGUACAAAUGGUACUUCGAACUUGGAACGAGCAUGAAGAAAUUCACGAUACUUCUUUAUCUUUUGAGUUGUUCUGCCGGAUCGGUCGCUCAAGACCUUUGGUCUCUACCCGGACCCGAUGAAAAAAAUAGGAUCACUUCUUAUGGAUUCAUUGAGAAUGAUUCGUCAUGUCAUAUAGGCCCGAGUCGGACAUCUAAUUGCUUAGAUUUGAAUUAUCCUUAUCCGGAGGAUGCCUUAUAUAUAUAUUAA